Messenger RNA from Zingiber officinale, 366 nucleotides. Its product is annotated as auxin-responsive protein SAUR71-like. The coding region runs from base 1 to 366 and encodes 121 amino acids. NCBI's taxonomy places the organism in Eukaryota, Viridiplantae, Streptophyta, Magnoliopsida, Zingiberales, Zingiberaceae. Gene Ontology annotation, biological process: response to auxin. The transcript is spliced from 2 exons. The record is from RefSeq and is a predicted model, not a curated record.
AUGGGUAACCCUCUUCUGGCGACGACCUCAGACAUCAAGCGGACGACGGCGACCUGGCCAGGGAGGUUCACGGUCGUCCAUGUCGGGCCGAGCCAGGAGCGGUUCGUCAUCAAGACGGAUUGUAUCGGGCACCCGCUGUUUCAGGCGCUGCUGGACCAGGCGGAACUGGCGUACGGAUUCGCCAGCAACGACCCGCUCCAGCUCCCAUGCGACGUCGAUCUUUUCCAAAAGGUCAUGUGCGAGAUGGAGAAGGAGAUGGCGGCGGUGACCGCGUCUGGCGCGGGCUUCUGCAAGUGCUACAGCGCCGGGUCGUGUCACCAGCUUCUAAUUAGCUCCUCUAGGCUUAUUGUCGCCGGCGGUUUCUAG